Procambarus clarkii (red swamp crayfish) is the source of this 538-nucleotide messenger RNA. Lineage: Eukaryota; Metazoa; Arthropoda; Malacostraca; Decapoda; Cambaridae. The record is from RefSeq and is a predicted model, not a curated record.
AAUAAAUGGAAUUUUGGGGUCGGCAGCUGUUUGGACUAGUGGAGGCUGGGUUGAUGGAUAUCGAGAGACUUCCCACCCAACAAGUCGCUCCCAAACUUCCUCUUUUAUGAUAGAUGACCAUGAUAGUGCUAACGAGCAUGCUAGAUGGCCAAGAUCGAAGAGGCCAAGAUCGAAGAGGCCUAAGAUUGAAGAGGCCAAGAUCGAAGUGGCCAAGAUCGAAGAGGCCAAGAUUGAAGAGGCCAAGAUUGAAGAGGCCAAGAUCGAAGAGGCCAAGAUCGAAGAGGCCAAGAUCGAAGAGGCCAAGAUCGAAGAGGCCAAGAUCGAAGUGGCCAAGAUCGAAGUGGCCAAGAUCGAAGUGGCCAAGAUCGAAGUGGCCAAGAUCGAAGAGGCCAAGAUCGAAGAGGCCCAAGAUCGAAGAGGCCCAAGAUCGAAGAGGCCAAGAUCGAAGAGGCCAAGAUCGAAGAGGCCAAGAUCGAAGAGGCCAAGAUUGAAGAGGCCAAGAUCGAAGAGGCCCAAGAUUGAAGAGGCCCAAGAUUGA